CUUAACUGGAAAUCUUCCCCCUUCUUGAGAAGAGAUCUUGCACUGACAUCUACACUGGCUUCUAAAAAGCACAGAUGACCUGCUACACUUCCUGAUUUUCUUGCUAUUGGUUGGCACUGUUCAUAAAUAUAACUUGCUGUUUCCCUUUUCUUUCAAAUGAGCAAUCUGAAUUACUUAGAGGAGAAAGGCAGAAGAGAUAGAGGCAGCAGAAGCCAGGGCAGCUGAAAGGCAGAGACCUUCAGGGAAAACUAGGUUCUAAGAUGGCUGAAUAGGAACAGCUCCAGUCUGCAGCUCCCAGUGUGAGCAAUGAAGAAAAUGGGCGAUUUCUGCAUUUCCAACUGAGCAUGGAGAGAAAAUUUAUGUCCUUGCAUGCAUCCAUCUCCGUAUCAGAAAUGGAACCAAAUGGCACCUUCAGCAAUAACAACAACAGCAGGAACUGCACAAUUGAAAACUUCAAGAGAGAAUUUUUCCCAGUUGUAUAUCUGAUAAUAUUUGUCUGGGGAGUCUUGGGAAAUGGCUUGUCCAUAUAUGUUUUCCUGCAGCCUUAUAAGAAGUCCACAUCUGUGAAUGUUUUCAUGCUAAAUCUGGCCAUUUCAGAUCUCCUGUUCAUAAGCACGCUUCCCUUCAGGGCUGACUAUUACCUUAGAGGCUCCAAUUGGAUAUUUGGAGACCUGACCUGCAGGAUUAUGUCUUAUUCCUUGUAUGUCAACAUGUACAGCAGUAUUUAUUUCCUGACCGUGCUGAGUGUUGUGCGUUUCCUGGCAACUGUUCACCCCUUUCGGCUUCUGCAUGUCACCAGCAUCAGGAGUGCCUGGAUCCUAUGUGGGAUCAUAUGGAUCCUUACCAUGGCUUCCUCAGUAAUGCUCCUCAACAAUGGCUCUGAGCAGAAGGGCAGUGUCAUAUCAUGCUUAGAGCUGAAUCUCUACAAAAUUACUAAGCUGCAGACCAUGAACUAUAUUGCCUUGGUGGUGGGCUUCCUGCUGCCGUUUUUCACACUCAGCAUCUGUUAUCUGCUGAUCAUUCGGGCUCUGUUAAAAGUGGAGGUCCCAGAAUCGGGGCUGCGGGUUUCUCACAGGAAGGCACUGACCACCAUCAUCAUCACCUUGAUCAUCUUCUUCUUGUGUUUCCUGCCCUAUCACACACUGAGGACCCUCCACUUGGUAACAUGGAAAGUGGGUAUAUGCGAAGACAGGCUGCAUAAAGCUGUGGUUAUCACACUGGCCUUGGCGGCAGCCAAUACGUGCUUCAAUCCUCUACUCUAUUACUUUGCUGGGGAGAAUUUUAAGGACAGACUAAGGUCUGCACUCCGAAAAGGCCAUCCACAGAAGGCAAAGACAAAGCAUGGUUUCCCUGUUAGUAUGUGAUUGAGAAAGGAAACAAAGGUAUAAGGAGUUCUUAGAUGAGACCUGUUCUUGUAUCAUUGUGUCCAUCUUCAUUCAUGCAUAGUCUCCAAAUGACUUUGUAUUUACAUCAUUCCCAGCAAAUGUUGAUUCUUAAUAUUUAGUUGACCAAGACUUUUGUUAAUAAGAACAACUUCAAAAAUUUUAUUCCGUGUAUUUUCAGUUGUUGAGUCUUAAUGAGGGAUACAGGAGGAAAAAUCCCCACUAGAGUCCUGUGGGCUGAAAUAUCAGACUGGGAAAAAAUGCAAAGCACAUUGGAUCCUACUUUUCUCCAGAUAUUGAACCAGAAGUCUGGCCCAUCAGGCUUUCUAAAUUCUUCAAAACAGCCACAACUUCCCCAGCUUCCCCAGCUCCCUUGCCCUCUUCAGUCCCCAGAGAUAUAGCCAACUAACGAUGCUACUGGAAGCCCCAGAGCAGACAAGAAGCACAUCCUAAGAUUCAGGGAAAGAAGAGGAAGGCUGUCCUAUAACAAAGCAACUUCAAGUCCCAAGUAAGGACAGUGAGAGAAAAGAGGGGAGAAGGAUUGGAGCAAAAGAGAACUGGCAAUAAGCUGCUUUUUUAAGUUUACACAGCUAGUAAGAGUUUUAAAAAUCUCUGUGCAGAAGUGUAGGCUGGGUGCUCUCCCCACUGCUAUCCUUGUAAACUUCCAGGAAGAUUGGUUGAAAGUCUGGAUAAAAGCUCUCCUCUCCUACCAGUUUCCUCCCCCUCCUCACUCUCACAAGAAAACCAAGGGUUUCUCUUUAGAGUUGUUGACUCAUAGUACAGUAAAGGGUGGAGGUGAUAUGGCAUUCUGAAGGUAGGGAGGGACUAAGUCAGUCUUCAUACUAAGCACAAAUCCCAGUACCCUUUCCUUAUUUAGCUACCAGAAUGAUGACGGACUCAAACCCUGUCAAGACAGGACCCUGGAGGAUCCUCCUAUGAGGAAACUGCAUUAUCUGAAAAAAUGGCUGACAGAUACAAACAGUUGGGGAUCCUUCAACACAAAAACUGGGUAUCUGCCCUAUUACUCAUCUGACAAUGAAGCCCACAAUGCAAUGAAUCCCUUCCACUCACAGCAUUUGGUCAACCUGUCAGAGCCUCAUUCUUAAUUAUGAACAACAGUCAAUGAACACAAUACAUUAGAGGGAAAGGCCCUAACACAAAAGGCACCAACAAAUAAAUGUGAGAGUAGAUAGAGACCUUUUGAGUAUAAUAGGUCCUCCAAAAUAAGAGAUUACACCAAGAUAGAGAAAAACACAGUAAGUAGGAAAUAAGGAAUCCGACACAGGUGAAAGUGAAGGGAAUUCCCAGGAUGUUGGUGUGUAGCAGGCUUAGAAAGCAACUCAUUCAUGUUGGAGCAGGACUCUUAAAGGACUCUAGGAGAGAUAUCUCCCAGAAAAAAAAGAAAUUAAUUGAUUCAUGCACAUUGAGAGGGAUUUAGAUUUCUCUUACAGAGAUUGAGAUAAACUAGUGACAAAUACAUAGAAAAAUAAGCAACUGAAAACACAAUACAGUUUUUAAAUGCUAGAGGAAAAGAAACUUUUGUAUUAGAGAGGAAAUAUAACCAUAGUACACUAACUGGCUCAGCUGUGAAUAAUAUUUACAUAGAGGAUAAUGUGAAUAUAGUAGUUCCCCAUUAUCUGUGGUUUUGCUUUCUGCGGUUCAUUUACAGCCAACCAGUCUGAAAAUAUUAAAUGGAAAAUUCCAGAAAUAAUUCUUAAGUUUUAAAACAUGUACUGUUUUGAAUAGCAUGUUGAAAUCUCACACUAUCCCACUCCACCCAUGUUCUGGGCAUGGCAAAGUGGGAUGGUGUGAGAUUUCUCCAGUGGAUCCACAAUGUAUAUGCUACCCACCCAUGAGUCACUUAGUCAUCAUCCAGUUGAUCAGACCAACUGUUGUGGUAUAGCAGUGCUUGUGUCAAAGUCACUCUUAUUUUACUUAAUAACGUCCCCAAAGCAUAAGAGUAGUGACGCUGGCAAAUAAGAUACACCAAAGAGAAGCUGCAAAAUGCUUCCUCUAACAGAAAAGGUGAAAGUUCUUGACUUAAUAAGGAAAAAAAAAACAUGCUGAAGUUGCUAAG
Piliocolobus tephrosceles (Ugandan red Colobus) is the source of this 3459-nucleotide messenger RNA. RefSeq names its product cysteinyl leukotriene receptor 2 (gene CYSLTR2). Gene Ontology annotation, molecular function: leukotriene receptor activity. The transcript has 3 exons. NCBI's taxonomy places the organism in Eukaryota, Metazoa, Chordata, Mammalia, Primates, Cercopithecidae. The record is from RefSeq and is a predicted model, not a curated record. Bases 345 to 1364 code for a protein of 339 amino acids. Gene Ontology annotation, cellular component: plasma membrane. Gene Ontology annotation, biological process: G protein-coupled receptor signaling pathway.